Messenger RNA from Darwinula stevensoni, 1290 nucleotides. The record is from the annotation of a GenBank genome assembly. Lineage: Eukaryota; Metazoa; Arthropoda; Ostracoda; Podocopida; Darwinulidae.
AUGGGCAUUGCGACGGAAAAGGCGACCGAGCAAACGAAGGACAAUGAACUGGAGAGACUGCGGCAGGAAUUUUACCACAUGUUAGCAAAGGAAAAAGAAAGGGCAGAGCAGAGGGAAAGGCAGGAGGAGACAAUAAAGAACCUGGAAAAGCAGCUCCAAGAGGAGAAAAGAAAGGGCCAGGAGACGACGUCUGUGGAGCAUGAGAAUGCCCUGCUGAAAGGGGAGCUCCAGCGGGCCAAGGAAAAUCAGCAACUUGAGAGGCUGCGAGAGGAAAUUUCCCAAAUGCUUAUCAAGGACAAAGAGAAGGAACAGCAGAGGGCAAAGCAGGAUGAGAGGAUGAAGAAACUCGAGAAAGAGCUCCAGAAGGAGAUGAAAAUGGAUGAGAUGAUGACGUCUGUUGAGCGAAACUUUUGUGAUUACGCCUGCAUCUACUCAUUCUUGCAGAGACACGAUAGACAUUGCCGAUCAGAGCAGUAUCGUGUCCACCGUCUAGCGUACAUCUCUAAGGAAGGUCCUCGAGAAGUGGAUUUCACAGAUAUUGAACAGCGAUCUAGCGGUGCUCAGAAAGGAUUCGUCUCCGGCGUGUUAUCUACGUUUGAGACGAAGCAGAGUGAAGGGGAAACAAAAAAUGCCUUGGGAACAGAGCAGAUAAAACAAGAAACUCUAUACGGGAAAGAAGACGAGGUGGCUCAAUAUGAAGGAAAGAAGAAGUUGAAGUUACGAUAUACAUCAAAGGCAAUAAUGGAGAAUUGGGAAAGGAACCAGGGAAAGAGGCCCCCCAUUCCGAAGAAAAGAAAGGGGCAGCUGCAUCCAGAUAUGAUCUCUGGGAGUGAUUCAUGUGAAUAUCACGGGGAAACUUCUAAUUUUCUGACCUUGAGAGCCGUGCAUACAUCUGACGAUCUGGACGCUAAAGUGAAUCUUCUCACCCUAGCACUCCAAGAUCAAGUCCUUCGAUGGUUCCCCACUCAGAGAAUCCGCAUCAGUUUGCGAGAUAAACCAUGGAUGUCGGCAAAAGUUAAACAACUUAUCCGCCUCCGUCAGCAUGCCUUCCACUCCAAGCAUUACCCAGAACAUCGUCGAUUGACCAUCUUGGUAAAACAAAAGAUCUCCUACGCAAAGCGCACAUUUUAUCAGACCAAGAUCAGCCUGCUUCGGACGUAUGACCCAAAGAAGUGGCACAACAGAGUUGAGUCCAAUUGCGGAAUACCCCGAACAGCCUCCACCUUUUCCCACAUCACUGAAAUUGCUGGACAAGACACGAAGGAGGCUGCGAAACUUAUAAACUCAUAA